Messenger RNA from Cavenderia fasciculata, 2274 nucleotides. It is a transcript of the gene sac1, whose product is annotated as putative phosphoinositide phosphatase. The coding region runs from base 1 to 2274 and encodes 757 amino acids. Gene Ontology annotation, biological process: phosphatidylinositol dephosphorylation. Gene Ontology annotation, molecular function: phosphatidylinositol-4-phosphate phosphatase activity. The record is from RefSeq and is a predicted model, not a curated record. The transcript is spliced from 4 exons. Gene Ontology annotation, cellular component: endoplasmic reticulum. Lineage: Eukaryota; Evosea; Eumycetozoa; Acytosteliales; Cavenderiaceae.
AUGAAAUUCUCUUUAUCAAUCUUUAUCAUUUCAAUGUUGUUGGUUUCAACAACCACAUCUAGUUAUGUUACUGUUUUAAAUUAUCAAACCAAUGCUUGUAAAGGUAAUUAUGUUAGCCAACACUCAAUGUUGGAGGAUACUUGCUUUGAUGGUGUCAUGUAUAGUUGUGCCAACAACCGAGUAACCAAGUAUGUUUAUGGUGAUUUGAAUUGCAAUGGUAUCCCAUACCCACCAGUCACCACUCAAGUCAACGAAUGCGGUCAAGUCGCCAAUUUCGCAUCGGGUAUUUACCAAUGUAGCGAAAACGUCCCGUUCACAACCCAAUCAUCGAUUGUCAACGUCAAGUACAAUGGUACAUGCCAAGACUCAUGGAUGAAUAAACCAGUAUUGUACAUGUCCGCCAUCUUUACCGAUACCUGUUUCCAAUAUGACUCUCAAUCGUCAUAUAUGAUCGCCUGUGACCCCAACAGUGCACCAUUAAUGGACAGUUACAUCUUGACCGAAGUCAAAGAACGUCGUUUCUUAUUCGUCCACGCCGUAAUAGAUAGAGAGAGAGAGAUGGAUUUAGAUUUGAUUCAAACAAAAGAUAAAUUCUUGGUUAUACCAAAACAAAGUAAUAACAAGAUAUCACAAGCAUUGGAGAUUAGCAAACUCGAUGAUAAGAUUAGAUUGACGUCAAAGAGUGACGCUGCCAAGGAACAAGAGACUAGUCGUAUUGCUAUCCAAGGUAUUGUGGGUAUUGUAGAUUUGAUCUCUGGACGCUACUUGAUCGUCUUUCAAAAGGCUCCUCGUGUGGCUACUGUCAAUGGACACAGUAUCUACCGUGUCGAGCAGAUUCAAAUCAUCCCAUUCCAAGCCAACCAACAGUCUCUCAUGACCAUCCCUGAAUGCGACGAAGAGAUGGUCUAUUUGGACAUGCUCAAGUGGAUGUUGAAUGUAGAGUCGUUUUACUUUUCGUUGACCACCGAUAUCACACAUACACAACAACGUCUCCUCGUUGACAAGCCAACUGCACCCGACCAGCGAUUCUUUUGGAAUGGACCAUACGUGCGUCAGCUGCAGACGGUUGCACCCGACUAUGUCUUCCCCAUCAUGCUCGGCUUUGUCAAGCUCAAUGCGUUUGACCACGACGGCGCUGCCUACACACUGACACUCAUCUCGCGUCGCAACCUCUUGCGUUCGGGCACACGUUACAACUUGCGUGGUGCCGACAAGCGUGGCAACGUCGCCAACAACGUCGAGUCGGAGCAGAUCAUCGGCAAGGCCGGCCAACAAGACACCUUUACCUCGAUGGUGCAGAUCCGUGGGUCGGUACCUUUGUUGUGGUCGCAGUAUGUCGAUCUCAAGUACAAGCCAAAGGUCAAGUUCCACGGCACCGAAGACGAAAACAACGGUACGAUCAAGUCGCACUUUACCGCACUCAACCAGCUGUACGGCAAAAACAUCACCAUUGUCAACUUGAUUGAUCGCAAGGGCGACGAGUUGCACCUCGGUCAAAACUAUGAAAAGUUCUGCUCUAAACUCGCCGUACCACCCCGUUAUGUGUGGUUUGACUUCCACGCCAUCUGCAAGGGCAUGCGUUACGACAAGUUGUCUCUGCUCAUCGAAGAGGUUGGCAAGGACAUUGAUAACUAUGGUUUCCUCCAUGUUGUCGCCGGAAAGGUCGUUGCCAAGCAACAAGGUAUCUUCCGUGUCAACUGUAUCGACAAUCUCGACCGUACCAACGUCGUGCAAAGUCUCUUUGCCCGUACCUCUCUAGAAAAGUACCAAAUGGCUGCCCUCAAGUUCCCACAAACCCUCAUCACCUCCUCGUCGUUUGAUCAUGCAUUCAAGAAUAUCUGGGCCGACAAUGGCGACCGUCUCAGCACUCACUAUUCGGGUACCGGCGCCCUCAAGGGUGACUUUACCCGUACUGGUAAGCGUAACUUUGCCGGUGUCUUGCGUGACGGUCAAAACUCUGUCAUCCGUUACUACCUCAACAACUUUGUCGAUGGGUUCCGUCAAGAUGCAUUUGAUCUCUUUACCGGUGCCUAUCAAAUCAAUCCAGAAAAAUUAAAAAAUCCAAAACAUUCUACUCCUCUUGUUUGGGUAUUUUUAUUAUUAUUCUUUGCACUUGUAGUUUAUUUAUUUAUGAUACCAACAUUUUCAUCUGGUGUCACCAACUUUAUCUACUUUAUCAUUUAUUGGUUCAUGAUAUUCUUUGGUGUCUCUAGUACAAUGAAGAGAUUCAAUAACAAUUUUAUUGAUCGUCCAAAAUUAUUACCAUUAAAUUAA